Molecule: messenger RNA, 1326 nt
Organism: Fibroporia radiculosa
Lineage: Eukaryota; Fungi; Basidiomycota; Agaricomycetes; Polyporales; Fibroporiaceae
Exons: 12
Coding region: 1-1326 (441 amino acids)
Cellular component (GO): membrane
Source: RefSeq, a predicted model, not a curated record
AUGACCUCUACGUCUCGUACUCCAUAUAACGCUCAAACCCCCACCGAAACGUACUUCGGGUCCGAUAUACCUCUUGCUCAGUUUGACGAUGCUGACGUCCCUUCCAUUGCGCCACACGAGUCUUUUUCGCGAGCCAGUCAUUUGGAUACCAUUCGUUCGAGAUGGAGAUCAUUUUCGUCGCAAUGUGUGGAAACAUUUCAGAACAACACGGGCCUGCUCCUUAUUGCGUGUUCUCAAGCAUUUGGUUCCACGAUGAGUGUCUUGGUCAAGAAGCUUAACAGCGUGGAUCCCCCGGUCCAUAUCCUUGAGCUUAUCUUUGUUCGCAUGACGAUAACAUGGAUAGUCUGCGUGAGCUAUAUGUCGAUCACGAAGGUGCCAGACCCGAUCUUGGGUCCCAAGGGUGUUCGAUUGCUGCUCGCUUUUAGAGGAGUUAGUGGUUUCACGGGACUUUUCGGGUCGUAUUAUUCGCUUCAGUAUCUAUCACUGUCGGAUUCGACCGUACUUCAAUUCCUUGCACCAAUGUGUACAGCCAUUGUCGGCGCGCUUGUACUUAAGGAAGAGUUCAGGCGUAGUCAAGCUGUUGCUAGCCUUUGUAGUCUUGUUGGAGUUAUCUUGAUCGCACGUCCGACAAUCUUAUUUGGCGGUGGAUCAACUGAUAUCGCGUCAGAUCCUGAUGUUAUACUAGACAGCCGCAGUCCCAGCGUUAUCGUUGCGUCGUCGGUAACGCCCGCCCAAAGGUUGAGUGCAGUCAGUGUGGCUUUACUCGGUGUUUUGGGCGCAACAGGAGCCUAUACGUCUAUCCGGGCGAUUGGCAAGCGUGCGCACCCGAUGCACAAUAUCGUCGGAUUUUCAACACAAUGUGUUGUCUCCUCUUUAACAGCCAUGUUGAUCAUUCGACCACACAUCGUGAUGCCAACUAGGUUAGACUGGUUGUUCAUGCUAUUUGGUAUAGGUAUCUGUGGAUUUAUGGGGCAGAUUCUGAUGACCAUGGGACUGCAGCGAGAAACUGCUGGGCGUGGAACUAUGGCUGUCUAUGUUCAGAUCAUAUUUGCGACAAUCAAUGACAUCGUUUUUUUCCACUCAACGCCCUCUAUUCUUUCCUUGAUUGGCACGGUGAUUAUCAUGACAUCCGCCAUCUAUGUCGCUAUCACGAAAGAGAACACCACCGCGCUUAAAAAAUAUGGGAGUGUUAUUGGGGCUCCGGGAGAUACGCUGUUGGAAGAAGGUCUACUUGCUGAUCAGGAAUCGGAUUUAGAACCGCCAGAAGAAACGCAACCUUCUAGCGACGUAAAGAGAGAAGUUGAUGGUCCGGACAAAUCGUCAUAG